UUUAGUAUCUAAAUAAUGCUGUUUGACAAAAUACACAUUCUUCUACUAUGGCUUUUGUUUCUGAAAGCUGAAGGCACAUUGAAUUGGGAGAGCCGUAAGGAGUUCCUAGUUACAGAAUCCGCGAAAAUGGACCUAAUGCAGUUGGACGGCGAACUAAUCGACAGUCUAAUGAAUUACGCCGAGAAAAUUGAGCAGAAGGUUUCCAAACUAAAGAGACUUGCUCAGGAGUUAAGGCAGCCUUUAAAGGCUGCGAAAGGCAGAGAAGAGGAGUACCUGGGCAAUCCCCUCCACAGUUUCCCACUCAUUCGACACAUGUACCAGGACUGGCAGUACCUGCAGGAGUUCAUAAAGAAGCCAGUGGGAGAAGAGGAAAUCGAUUUCCUAAGAAGGAAGUUACCUGAAUUGCCCUGGCAGGCGGAUACCGAGGAAGCCGCCGUCUCCAUCUUCCGAAUGUCCGAAACCUAUGGCAUGAUGCCCUGGGAAAUGGCCAACGGACUCAUCGACAACGUGCGGUUUAACUCCACAAUGUCAGCUCUGGAUUGUUUCGAAGUCGCGAAGUUGUACUUCAAGUGGGGCUACUUCAAGCAGGCACUGCAGUGGAUCAGUAUCAGCAAAACUCGGAUGAAAGAGGAGUACUCGGGAGUGUACGAAGUGCUGGGAAUGACUGGCCAGGAUGUGGCACUGCUGCAGGCGCGCUGUUUGGUGGAACUGGACCUGAGGGAUGUAGCACGCGAGGUGCUGCUGAAGCAGCCUGAUCUCGCAGAGAAUUCGACUAACUGGCUGGACCGAUUCGAGGCCAAUCCUUACGAGGCAGUGGAUAGUUCGCCCAAGUUAGAUGAAGACUACAAAAGACUCUGCCGCUCCUCGUUCUCGCCGAGGCCUUCCAAACUCCUCUGUCGCUACAACAGCAGCACGUCGCCCUUCCUGAUCUUGGCUCCCCUCAAGAUGGAGGAGAUCUCCCUGGAACCCUAUGUAGUGGUGUACCAUGACAUCCUGCCGGACAAGGAUAUGCUGCAGUUAAUAGCCUUGGCGGAGCCACGUUUGAGACGCACAGAAGUGUUCGAAGAGGAUAAGAGUGAGGCAAGGACCAGUGACCGCUCAGCCCUCGGAACCUUUCUUCCUUUCAAGGACAUGAAUCCAUCUGGUGGACCACUUUUGAAUCGCUUGACGCAGAGGAUGCGGGAUAUCACUGGACUACAAAUCCGCCAUGGAAGUCCCUUUAAUAUCAUCAAAUACGGGUUUGGGGCUCACUACGCUACCCACUUUGACUUCUUCAACGAGACAAACUCGGAAACUGAUGGACACGGCGAUCGGAUGGCCACCGUUCUUUUUUAUCUAAAUGAUGCUCCAAAUGGAGGUGCCACUGUCUUCCCGCGCAUAGAUGUUAAAGUUCCUGCGGAACGGGGAAAAGUUCUGUUCUGGCACAAUCUGAAUGGCGAAACCCACGAUGUGGAGCCCAACUCUUUGCACGCCGCUUGUCCCGUUUUUCAAGGCUCCAAGUGGGUAAUGGCAGCCUGGAUACACGAGUAUGAUCAGAUGUUCAUUCAACCCAUGUACCGUGAGGGAAAGAUGAAACCCUGAAAUAUGCUUAAAAUUUUAUUUAAAACUUUAGAUAAAACCCCUA
Drosophila teissieri is the source of this 1624-nucleotide messenger RNA. RefSeq names its product prolyl 4-hydroxylase subunit alpha-1. NCBI's taxonomy places the organism in Eukaryota, Metazoa, Arthropoda, Insecta, Diptera, Drosophilidae. The transcript is spliced from 7 exons. Gene Ontology annotation, biological process: peptidyl-proline hydroxylation to 4-hydroxy-L-proline. Gene Ontology annotation, molecular function: L-ascorbic acid binding; protein binding; iron ion binding. Gene Ontology annotation, cellular component: endoplasmic reticulum. The record is from RefSeq and is a predicted model, not a curated record. The coding region runs from base 16 to 1581 and encodes 521 amino acids.